CAGCGAAGCGCACGCUUGCGACUGACCGGGGUAUCCUCGCAACCCUUACAACAUCUCUCGUAUCUCCUUCACGAUAAAGAGCAAAGGCCAACCGGCCUCUGUUCCGAGUUUCGGUGUCGCUCCUCCGUGAUUGCGCCACUAAGCCAUCACCAACAUACGCAGUCUAUCAUGUUAUCGAAGGAACAAGGUCUUUUCAUAGCAGGCGUCAUUCUUUCUGUUCUUCUGACGAUUUGUUUAGCAAGAUGUCUUGACCUGAGAAGGCAGCGCCGGCGUCGCAGAUGGCCGCCUCAGCCACCAGAUAUCCCGUCACCGAUUGCGAUUCAAAAUGCGCUGAAUCGAUUAUAUACUGUCACGGAGAAGCGAACGCAGCUACACUACAGGGCCGAGGGCCACGAUACCGAAUGGUGAGCAAGCUUCUGCGAGUACCACUUAAUGUCCACAUAUCAACCAUACUAACCAACAUGCAAAGUCCCAUCUGCCUAUCGUCCUUCAGUAGGAAGUCCGAAGAGAGUCCCCGUCCAACAGACUGCGAUGUCAACACUUCUAAGGCAGGAUUAAUAAAAUGUGAAAUUAAUAAUGCCCCUCAAUCUGUAGAAGAAGAAGAAGAAAAAGAAGAAGAAAUAUUAGUCAUCCGUCAAUGUGGUCAUACGUUUUACGCGCAGUGCCUGGUCGCGUGGUUUAUGAAGGGGAAAUACCAGUGUCCAGUAUGCAGAGGUCGAUAUUAUGUGCCGACCAAGACGGAGAGGCUGGCACAGCUAAGAGAGAUGAUUACUGCGUAGCCUACUACUACUAUCACCUCCAUACCAUUUAUCUAUGAAACAUAGGAAAAAUGAGUGGUGAAAGCAAAUUAAAUUGAUAUAGAUAUUGCAGGAGGACGUCGCGAGUUAUACGGAGAAAUGAAGCUCCCAUAUGCUGUUAAAGCUCCCCAGCGCUACUCCCGGUACU
Xylaria bambusicola is the source of this 945-nucleotide messenger RNA. RefSeq lists its product as uncharacterized. The transcript is spliced from 2 exons. Lineage: Eukaryota; Fungi; Ascomycota; Sordariomycetes; Xylariales; Xylariaceae. The record is from RefSeq and is a predicted model, not a curated record. Bases 279 to 779 code for a protein of 166 amino acids.